ACAUCCCUUUCUCCAUUUUCUCGAUCUACUUGCUUUUUUUCUGAAACUUUGGCAUCAUCGGACAGCUACUGCUGAUGAAAGGUAAAACCUGCUUAUAUAAGGGGCCAUCUGACAAUGACCAAGAAAAUGCCAAAUUGCCGAGAAAGCCAAAGCAUGUAAAGCCUUGAGUCAAGAAGAUGCUCGAGUGGAGAGCCCGGCGCGAUCUCAGUGGUGGGGAUGAUGUACAUGGGGAGGAGGGCUGACUUUCAGAUGUCAUUGACGCUUUGGAGCUGAGAGGGUGCAUGUAGCGUCAGACGGCGGCGAAGCGAGGAGAAGCUGCUCCUCUCAGAGUCGUGCUUGGGAGCUUGCCUUCAGCACCAACGACCUGCGGACAGCACCACGUCUUGCCCGUGGACAGUUUUCUGUACUCAGGAGCUUUUUCGAUCGUGUCCUCUUAGACUGGGGAAAAGGCAAACCAAGUUUUGAACUUCCAGGGAAAUAUAUGCUUCUGCCAGAAGAGCUCUGCCAGACACCAGCGACUGCGCUGUGAAUACAUCUCCGCAGUGACUCUCACUCAUUCCCUAUUGCUUCCGAUUUUGCGGCUCCCAGAACUGGGCGAAGAACCGCGAAGCUGCUGUCUACGUGGACCGGUGCUGAAAUCUCCCGUCCGGUUACCAGGACCCCCGCCAAACCAAGAGAUAUGGCGACCAAUGGUACAAAGGCCUCGGAUGGACACAUUUUAACGGAGGUGAACGAGGCGCCAACAACUAACGAUAAACCUAAGACACUUGUGGUUAAAGUGCAGAAAAAAAAGAAGGAAAUCCCGGAGCGAGAAACGUGGAGAGGAAAAUUUGAUUUUCUGCUGUCAUGUGUGGGUUACGCAAUUGGACUUGGGAACGUAUGGAGAUUUCCAUAUCUUUGUGGCAAAAAUGGUGGAGGAGCCUUUUUGAUUCCCUAUUUUCUUACCCUCAUCUUUGCUGGGGUCCCCCUUUUUCUUCUUGAAUGCGCUCUGGGUCAGUUCACCUCCAUUGGGGGACUUGGAGUCUGGAAACUGGCUCCUAUGUUCAAAGGUGUGGGCCUAGCUGCUGCUGUCCUCUCUUUCUGGCUUAACAUAUACUAUAUCGUCAUUAUUGCCUGGGCAAUUUAUUAUCUGUAUUAUUCCUUUACCGCAGAUCUUCCUUGGAAUAGCUGUAAUAACCCAUGGAAUACAGACAGAUGUUUUUCAAACUACAGCAUUGGAAAUACAACCAAUAUGACAAGUGCAGUUGUGGAGUUCUGGGAGCGCAACAUGCAUCAGAUGACUGAUGGGCUGGAAAAACCAGGACAGAUUCGAUGGCCUCUGGCCAUCACUCUUGCAAUCGCCUGGGUCCUUGUCUACUUUUGUAUCUGGAAAGGUGUCAGUUGGACUGGAAAGGUCGUCUAUUUCUCAGCAACAUAUCCCUAUAUUAUGCUGCUUAUUCUCUUCAUCCGUGGAGUCACUUUGCCUGGAGCCAGGGAAGGAAUCUUGUUCUAUAUCACUCCGGAUUUCAGCAAACUUAAGCAAUCAGAGGUAUGGCUUGAUGCCGCCACGCAGAUCUUUUUCUCCUAUGGUCUGGGUCUUGGCUCACUCAUUGCUCUUGGCAGCUACAAUCCUUUUCAUAAUAAUGUGUACCGGGAUGCCAUCAUUGUGUGUUGUAUCAACUCCAGUACUAGCAUGUUUGCAGGGUUUGUCAUCUUCUCCAUCGUAGGCUUCAUGGCCAACGUGACAAACAGGAAUAUUGCAGAUGUGGCAGCGUCAGGUCCUGGGCUGGCCUUCCUGGCAUACCCGGAGGCAGUGACACAGCUACCCAUAUCUCCACUCUGGGCUGUUCUCUUCUUCUCCAUGUUGCUUAUGCUGGGCAUUGACAGCCAGUUCUGCACGGUGGAGGGAUUCAUCACUGCUCUAGUGGAUGAGUUCCCUCGGCUCUUACGCACAAGAAGAGAGAUCUUUAUUGCUGUAGUUUGCCUUGUCUCCUAUCUGAUUGGCUUGUCAAACAUCACUCAGGGUGGCAUCUAUGUAUUUAAACUGUUUGACUACUACUCUGCUAGUGGGAUGUCUCUACUGUUCCUGGUUUUCUUUGAAUGCAUCUCCAUCUCCUGGUGCUAUGGUGUGAACAGGUUCUAUGACAACAUGCAGGAAAUGGUUGGAUACAGGCCUUGCAUCUGGUGGAAACUCUGUUGGGCUGUGUUCACUCCUCUAAUUGUAGCGGGGGUCUUCCUCUUUAGUGCUGUCCAGAUGGUUCCACUCACCUUGAACAAGUAUGUGUUCCCUGCCUGGGGUCAGGGAGUAGGCUGGUGUAUGGCUCUUUCAUCUAUGAUCCUAAUCCCGGGUUACAUGGGCUACUUGUUCCUCACACUUAAGGGCUCCUUGAAGCAGCGUCUUCGGAUUAUGACCCAGCCUUCUGAAGACAUUCAUGCUCAAGAGAAUGGGCCGGAGCCAACAGAGAGUGCUAACCCAGCCACUGAAGAGGCAUACAUCUAAACAGGCUCAUGCAGGGCUUGCAAUCAUGGUUGAGCGUGACCAAGGACUAACAAGUCUAAAUAUAUAUAUAAAUAAAUCAAUAUCUCUAUAUAUUCACCUACCUCCAGGGGCAAAUGUGAGCAACAUGCUUAGAAGGUCUUGAGUUGAUCUGACUUUUUGUAAAGACUACCUGGCAAUGUCCUAGUGAUAGUUCGUAUUGCAUAUGCAACUUGUAGACUGUUAGUGUAUAACAACUCCAUUCUCCAUGUAAUAUUACUGUAUGUGCUAUUGGGAGGCGGCCUGGCGUGCGCAGCACCUGACUGUUACGCAAUUUCAACUUCUCUUCUAAGUCUUUUUCCAGAAUUUGUGUGAAAAAUGGACCAAAAGCCUGGAGCGGUCAGCUGGCAGCAGAUGGCCAAUGGAAACACGCCAGUGAGCCAGUCCGCUUCUGUCCUUAAUGUGCCAUUGCUCAGGUACACCAAAAAGCUAAAAAGAGAGAGAAAAGUGAAAAAAAAACAAGCAAAUGAGUUGUGCGUGACCAAAUUUUUUUAAACACUGUUACUCUGUCUUUUUAAAGCAAUAGUCUGUCUGACUGUGUGUGCCGCCGCUCACAUGAUGGCUUCACUUAUCAAUAACAAAGAACUCUGGCAAUAAAAAGCGAGAGCAAGAGAGGCAGGCGCUUUUCUUUUUCUUUUCCCUUGGUCUUUCACUUUCUAGUUUCAAUCAUAAAGCUUUAAUCCGAAAAUAAUGGCCAUUGUAUCUCGUAGAGGAAAGCAAAAUGCUAGCUUGCUUCAUUGGCAGCUACAAGUGACAGGGAUCUGGUUAACGACAUUGUUUUGAUUCAGAGCAGAGCUAUAUAAAACUAAAAUGUGCAAUGAAUCUAUGUUCUGUGAAUUUUGUACAAAAGAAGAAAAAAGCAAAAAUACAAGACUCCCAUACUAUUGUUGUUCCUUUUGAAUAAUGUUGUAAGCCAGUACUGUGCGAAACAUGUAACGGUGAGCGUCUGUAUAACCUUUGGAGUUUUCUGUCUAAAUGUGACGAAGAUUGCAAAUAUAUAUAUAGGAAUAUAAGGAAAUCUUCGAUGAUUUGCUGUUCUUUGCAAUAAUCUGUUGAACUGAUACAUUUAAGCACAUAUCUAACUGAAAUGUACAAAAAGAAUAGAUACUUCAUCUAGUAAGAAAAUAUUGUUUUGUAUAUUUUUAACUGUUUCAUGGGCCUAUUGUAUAAUAUUCUAUGAAAAUAUGCCAUGUAAAUGUCUGUAGAUGGUGUUCUUUUAAAAGCAUGGUUGUUUUCUCUGUUAACAGAAUUUAAAAUACUAAUAAAGACUUAUACCGGG
Molecule: messenger RNA, 3794 nt
Organism: Erpetoichthys calabaricus (reedfish)
Lineage: Eukaryota; Metazoa; Chordata; Cladistia; Polypteriformes; Polypteridae
Gene: slc6a1b
Product: solute carrier family 6 member 1b
Exons: 15
Coding region: 680-2479 (599 amino acids)
Biological process (GO): neurotransmitter transport; sodium ion transmembrane transport
Cellular component (GO): cell surface; plasma membrane; axon
Molecular function (GO): gamma-aminobutyric acid:sodium:chloride symporter activity
Source: RefSeq, a predicted model, not a curated record